AGCCCUUAGACCCUUAAACCCUAAAACCCUCUGAAACUGCAAAAUAUUCCGAGGAGUCUCUUCCAUGGCGCGCCUAAUCCGACCCCUGAGAAAAUCCACUCCUUUUCCUUCUUCUUCCAGAAUCCCAAUUCAUCAAUCGCCCACUUUGCAUUUCGCACAUGAAAAACAAGUCUCCCUCUUAAACCCUUCACUCCAACCAUCGCAAUUCCGGCGAACUUACAUCUCCGAAAUGCGCAAAUCGGCCUUCGAAGGCAACAUUCUCAGACUCCUCCGGAGGGAAAUACAGUACGAGCUCGAUCACUCUCCUGCCACUCAGCCAGUUACAAAAUUUAAGUCGUUUACAGUUAACGACCGGCCUGGUGAGCAAUGGAUAGCCUUGAAGACAAAGUUUGGAGAGAAAGAAGACAUUAAGAUCGAAGCCACGAUGUUUGAUGGAUCUGUUCCUGUUCCAAAUUCCAAAGGUGGUGCUAGCCUUGGAAAAGAUGUGCAGCUUCACAUUACAAUGAUUGUUAAUAUCUCCAAGAAGGAAGGCGGCAAUGUGUUUGAGAUUAUGUGUUCAGCUUGGCCAGAUACUAUAGAGAUCAACAAGCUUUUCGUCCGAAAACCUGAGAAGAUGCCAGCUCAGCCUUAUGCGGGUCCUGAGUUCAAGGAACUUGAUGAUGAGUUGCAAGACUCACUUUAUGAAUUCUUGGAAGCGAGGAGUAUAAACGAUGAUCUUGCUAUUUUCUUGCACGAAUACAUGAAGAACAAAGAUAAAACUGAGUUCAUUAGAUGGAUGGGGACUGUGAAAUCAUUUAUUGAAAAGAAAGUAGAGUGAUUGUGCAGCAUUUGGAUGACCUUGAUUUAUCAAUCCUGUUUGCGUUGAGUAAUGAAAUUGGCAUGAUUAUGCAAGUGGAGCUUCCUCUUAUGUUUUUAAAUCUUUCAUUGUUGUUUUAACUUUCCAUCUGAGAAAAAAAUUAUGAAAUUAUGUAGCUAUUAAUCUUGAAUGCUUUAGACAAGUUGUUGCAUUAGAUCAUCAAAAAUAGUAGAAGAGCCCUCUAGUGAUGGCAUAUGCCAUCUGUUUAGGUUGUAAAAUUUGUUAAAACUGUCUUCUUUUUCUGUUUCUUCUCAAUCAACACCAAGAUCCAUGCCCUAA
Pyrus x bretschneideri (Chinese white pear) is the source of this 1135-nucleotide messenger RNA. RefSeq lists its product as uncharacterized. NCBI's taxonomy places the organism in Eukaryota, Viridiplantae, Streptophyta, Magnoliopsida, Rosales, Rosaceae. Gene Ontology annotation, cellular component: mitochondrial matrix. The record is from RefSeq and is a predicted model, not a curated record. The transcript is spliced from 3 exons. The coding region runs from base 65 to 817 and encodes 250 amino acids.